This is a messenger RNA of Camellia sinensis, 1368 nucleotides long. Its product is annotated as transcription factor TCP9. The record is from RefSeq and is a predicted model, not a curated record. Lineage: Eukaryota; Viridiplantae; Streptophyta; Magnoliopsida; Ericales; Theaceae. Gene Ontology annotation, molecular function: DNA-binding transcription factor activity; sequence-specific DNA binding. Gene Ontology annotation, cellular component: nucleus.
CACUCUCUCCUCUGUUUCUUCCUCGAUUUGUUUCUCUCUAUCUCAAAAUGAUUUCACUACAGAAACAAGAGCCUGUAGAAGACGAUCAGAAACAGACAAGUGAUCACAGAAUCAACGGUGGAGGUGAUAUGGACUCAGCGCCACCGCUAACUUCGGAGCUACCCCAGAAACUACGUCAAUCGCCGCCGCCGCCAGCAGUGACAUUGAAGGAGGAGCCACCCGCGGAAUUUGGGAUGUUACCGGUGGCUGCGAUGCCCCUGCCGUUGCAGAUCAGACCAUCUGCAGCGGCGCCUCCCAAGGACCGCCACACCAAGGUGGAGGGCCGAGGGCGGAGAAUCCGAAUCCCCGCCACCUGCGCCGCCCGGAUCUUCCAACUAACCCGAGAGCUCCGCCACAAGUCUGACGGCGAGACCAUCCGGUGGUUGCUGGAACACGCCGAGCCUUCCAUCAUCUCUGCCACCGGCACCGGCACUGUCCCCGCCAUCGCCAUGUCUGUCGGCGGAACCCUCCAGAUCCCCACCACCUCCGCCGCCGCAACGAAAAAGAAACGCAAACUCCCCCAAACCCCGACCGCCAUAGUACCACCACUCGGCGGCGGAGCAACACCACCACCACCCACUCAAACCCUAAUCCCCAUGUGGGCCAUACCAUCAAAUUCAGCCCCAACAUUCUGGAUCGUUCCACCAACCGCCGCAGCCGCCAUCGCCGGACCCUCGAAUCAGCCCCAAAUUUGGACGACACCAUUGAUAAACGUAUCAGCGAGACCCAUUUCACCGUUCGUAGCUUCCAUGCAACAAAGUACCAUCAACAUAACAACCUCCAAAACAACACCGCCAUUAGAGAUCCGAGCUUUAUCGUCUUCAGUGACUACGACCUCUACAGUUGGGGCUAAGACUGAGAAAUCUGUUUCGAUUAGUGCACCGAGUACUUCGAGCUCUGGUAAAUCUGGAACUACUACGAUUCCGACUCAGAUGCUGAGAGAUUUUUCAAUGGAGAUUUACGAUAAACGAGAGCUUCAGUUCAUGGGUAGUAGUAAUAGUACUCGUUCUGUGAGUCACCACUGCCAUGCAGAGUCUUCGAAACCAUGAAGAUUUUCAAUUCAGAGUUUUUGAUUGUUUCGCCGUGGACGUUCAAGUAGUUUUGAGCGUGAGUUUUUGAAUUCAGAGUUUCUUUUUUCUAUACGCAGAGAGAGAGAGAGAGAGAGAGCGAGAGCGCACGUGAGAGGAUUUGAAGUGAUGACGUGUAAACUGGGGUCAGAUUACAAUGGAGCCCACCAUUGAGUCUACGUAGGUGUUUGGGAAAUGAAAUAUGUAUAUGUGUAUAAAUUUAUUUUGAAAAUAAUUUACUAUUGUAUUAUAUUUAGAUUUA